Manis pentadactyla (Chinese pangolin) is the source of this 4000-nucleotide messenger RNA. It is a transcript of the gene ARHGAP18, whose product is annotated as Rho GTPase activating protein 18. Lineage: Eukaryota; Metazoa; Chordata; Mammalia; Pholidota; Manidae. The record is from RefSeq and is a predicted model, not a curated record. The transcript has 16 exons. Gene Ontology annotation, molecular function: GTPase activator activity. Gene Ontology annotation, cellular component: cytoplasm. Bases 215 to 2221 code for a protein of 668 amino acids. Gene Ontology annotation, biological process: signal transduction; regulation of small GTPase mediated signal transduction; regulation of actin filament polymerization.
CCACGUUUGGAUUCAUGCGCACUAUCCCCCCAUAUUAAAGCACAACUUGCUCUUACUGGCUUUACUUCCGUGGCCUGCAGUAAAAAGAAAUUUAAAAAAUAUUUAUCUUAAGGUUUUUACAUGGAUUUACAGUAUUUUAAUUAUGCACAGUGGUUUUUAAUCACUUGGCUUCUAGUAAGAAGAGGAUCUUACACCUCAGGGAGCAGCAGCUUGCAUGGGUCUGGGAGGGGCUCUUGGUUUCAAGGCCAGGGAAUCCUGGUGUGUUCAUGGCAACACCCGUAGCAACGUCAGCGUCACCUGGGCAACACAGGACACAGAAGACUGCCUGGUGAACUGGAAGCCAGCUCAGAACAGCUGUUGGAUUCUGAACAAAACUUCAGGAAACUUGUUUGCCCAUCGCAAAUAUGGCCAGUACACUAUGAACCAGGAAAUCACCAAGCUUACGGAAAAACCUCCAUUUGACCGAUCAAGUUCCCAGGAUUCUUUGGGUGAAGUAUCUAUGGAGGACUACUGGGCUGAAUUAGAAAAUAUCAAGAAAUCUAAUGAGAACAGACAAGGAGACCAGGAAGUGGUGGUUGUCAAAGAACCUGAUGAGGGAGAAUUGGAAGAAGAAUGGCUUAAGGAGGCUGGUUUGUCCAAUCUCUUUGGAGAGUCCACUGGAGACCCCCAAGAAAGCAUGGUGUUUUUAUCAACAUUGACCCGGACCCAGGCAGCAGCUGUUCAGAAACGGGUAGAGACGGUCUCCCAGACCUUGAGGAAAAAGAACAAACAGUACCAGGUUCCUGACGUCAGAGACAUAUUUGCUCAACAGAGAGGAGCUCCAGAUGGCGCUGAAUCACAGUCAGACAGAACAAAUGAAAACAAAUACGAAGGAAAAGAUGACCAGGUACCUAGUCUAGUUGCUGGUGAAAAAGAGCUGAUUCCACUGGUGAUGGAGGAGGCACCUACCCCUGAAACAGAUAUCAACCUGGAGGUAUCAUUCGCAGAGCAAGCCGUUAAUCAGAAAGAUUGCUCCAAGGACAAGACUCAGAAGAGCAGAGGCAACGAUGCCCCAUUACCUAAUUUCAGAUUGCCGAAAGACAAAACAGGCACCACGAGGAUUGGUGACCUAGCACCCCAGGACAUGAAGAAGGUUUGCCAUUUAGCCCUCAUAGAGCUGACUGCCCUCUAUGAUGUACUGGGUAUUGAACUGAAACAACAAAAAGCUGUAAAAAUCAAAACAAGAGAUUCUGGCCUUUUUUGUGUUCCAUUGACAGUAUUGUUAGAACAAGAUCAGAGGAAAGUACCAGGAACUCGAAUACCUUUGAUAUUUCAAAAACUGAUUUCUCGAAUUGAGGAGGGGAGUUUGGAAACGGAAGGCCUCUUAAGGAUACCUGGAGCUGCUUUUAGAAUUAAGAAUCUUUGCCAAGAACUAGAAGCAAAGUUUUAUGAAGGGACUUUUAAUUGGGAAAGUGUCAAGCAGCAUGAUGCAUCCAGCUUGCUCAAGCUCUUCAUCAGGGAGCUGCCCCAGCCGCUGCUUAGUGUCGAGUAUCUCAAAGCCUUUCAGGGUGUCCAGAAUCUUCCAAGCAAGAAGCAGCAGCUACAGGCUUUGAACCUUCUCGUCAUCCUCCUGCCUGGUGCAAACAGAGACACACUGAAGGCCCUGCUUGAAUUUCUCCAAAGAGUAAUAGACAAUAAAGAGAAAAAUAAGAUGACAGUCAUGAAUGUAGCAAUGGUCAUGGCCCCGAAUCUCUUUAUGUCUCACACGUUGGGUUUGAAGUCCACGGAACAGAGAGAAUUUGUAAUGGCAGCUGGGACAGCUAAUAUCAUGCAUUUAUUGAUUAAGUAUCAAAACCUUCUGUGGACAAUUCCCAAGUUUAUUGUCAACCAAGUGAGGAAGCAAAACACUGAAAAUCAGAAAAAAGAUAAAAAAGCCAUGAAGAAAUUGCUGAAGAAAAUGGCUUAUGACCGAGAAAAAUAUGAGAAACAAGAUAAGAGUACAAAUGAUGCUGACGUUCCUCAGGGAGUGAUUCGAGUGCAAGCUCCCCAUCUUUCGAAAGUUUCCAUGGCAAUACAGCUAACUGAAGAACUAAAAGCCAGUGAUGUACUUGCCAGGUUUCUCAGCCAAGAAAGUGGGAUUACCCAGACUCUCAAGAAAGGGGAAGUUUUUUUGUAUGAAGUUGGAGGAAAUAUUGGUACUGGGAAUCAAGAUUUCUUACUUAGGGGAGCGCUGCCUCGAUGAUAACACAUACAUGAAGGACUUGUAUCAGCUCAACCCAAAUGCUGAGUGGGUCAUAAAGUCAAAGCCAUCAUAGAAGACUGAAGCUGCAGACCACCACCAGGACUCCUAGGAAUACUUGCUGGGUCAAGAGUGUGCAUAGGAGACUGGCAGGACUCUCUUAUUGUUUCAGUGUACCCAACUCUUGAAUAAUGAUAUUCUCAAGCUUUAAAAAGUUAAUAGAUUUGUGCUGUUGCCAGAAUUAUGUUAAUUGUUAUUAAUAUUAUGAGGGCACAAAUAUCUCUGGAGUGAGAGGAAAGGGGCUUAAUUAGCUUGCAAGCAAUUUUAAUCUGUGAAAUGUGCUCAGAUGUGACCGUUUUUUUUUAAUAUGAAAAUAAUACUCUUCCUUCUCACUUAUUUCUCCUAAAAUCAUAUAUUCAGUAAUACCUGCUUUCCCACCUUUCUCUCCUCCUCACAUCUGCCUUCCCCUAGUUAGGACUGUGUUUUCACUAAAAAGAUAACAGAUAUCAGGUGUAUAUAACAAGUUGUGAAGACAGUACAUCUUAAAAGAGACCGAGAGCAACAGUAUUCAAAUGUUCAUAUUCAUCUCUUUGAAUCAUUUGUUCAAACAGUAACAUCUCGCUUCUUCCUGCCAUAUCACAUGAAAUGAUUUGCAUAUUUUUCAGUUCAUCUGACGUGUGUGCACAGAACUGUAUCUACCAUCAUGAAAAUAGAACUGUCAGAAACUGUCAAUUAUUACUGAACCAUUAAAUAUGUAUAUACUAAGAAUAAAUAAAAGAUACCCAAGUGGAAUAACUGGAUUAUGGAUAACAAGAGAGUGAAAGCCAAAUCACUUCAUGUAUGCUGUACUCUUCUAAAUGAAAUUUAAAAAGUCAUAGCUCGCUUUAUGGACUGUCAUAUCAGCAGUAUAAAUAUGCAUGGUAGCAUGAUCCAGUAAUCAUGGAGAAUGUAUUCUACUGAAAGGGGAAUUUUUUGCUUGCUCCUAAAUAAGUGUGCAGGAGGAAUUAUUUUACUGGGUAUGACACAGUCAUAUGAACAGGCUUUUGUUUGUGUACUUUAAAUAAUCAGAGUAAAUUUAUUGACAUGCUGUUGAAAGAACUAUUCCCAGGGAUUUUUAUGCACAAACCAUAUUGUGACAAGAGAUGAGCCUCUGUACUGUAAAUAAGAGGAAUGAAGUGAGAGAGAAAUGUUUAAUAUUUUAUGAGUUUAGAGUAUAGUAAAUAAAAGGUGAUGUAAAUGAAUGUUGCAUAAACUGCAUUUAUGAUACUUGUAGUGUAGUACUUUAGGAAAAAUUACACACUCUCAGAAGCUCUUGAUGUCACUCCAAUUAGGAGAGAAAAUGCUGUUAAUGAGGACAGCCAUACAUUUUUAACUUAUAAUUACAAGAGCAGCCUGUGGAUAUAAUCAUUGAAUAACUUCGUGAUGAUUUGUGCCAUUGCUUUUUUUAUUUUAAAAAUGUUUUAUAAUUAAAUGCAUUUUUUCUAAAUUAUCUUCUCUUGGAAUUAUUAUUUUUAAUCAUAUAUGUUCAUGAGUGUACUAAUAGACUAUUUCUGUUUUUGUUAAAAGCCACUUCUACUCUUUCAUUACUCUUUUUCUGCUCCUGUGUAAUUUUAAAGUGAAAAAGUGUAGGACUAUAAACUUGUUUCCUUCCUUAGUAUUGUUUUUUUCCUUAUGCAAAUUUCUAUUUUUUAUGAUUUUUUUCAAAACUGUUUAUUUUGACAAUAUGUAUUAAUUUCCCAGUUAGAAAAUUAUUAAUGGUUUAAUUUAGUGAAAAGAAGUUAU